Molecule: messenger RNA, 928 nt
Organism: Camellia sinensis
Lineage: Eukaryota; Viridiplantae; Streptophyta; Magnoliopsida; Ericales; Theaceae
Source: RefSeq, a predicted model, not a curated record
GUUUCAGAAGCAAAUUUAGUGGAAGGAGAUGGUGAAUUCUCCAAGGUAGUGAAAACAAUGCAAGCAAAGGCCAAGCUAGUUCAGAUUGGUUCCAUCCCACCGAGUGAGCUGGGAAAACUGAAAGCCUAUCUAUUGAACACUAGAUCAGAUGGUAUUUGGGAUGUUCUGGUAGAAGUUGUAGCAGCUCUGCAACAUGUUGAAGGAAGUAUAAAAAAACAGUGGCUUGUUGAUGCAGUGGAAAUUAGCUGUGUAACAAUUUAUCCUUCCACGGCUCUGCGUUUCGUUGGUAUGCUCUGUGGUAGCUGCUCCAAGUAUAUGCCUCUCCUAGUUGUGGACCAACACACGGUGUUGAGUGACCUACCGGUUACCCUUUCAUCUCUUUUAUCAGAUAGCAGCUGGGGGUUGGUUGCAGAGUCUGUGGUUUCGUAUUUGUGGGCAUCCACAGAGAGAAUUUAUGAUUGGGCCAUGCGUAUAGCACGCAGUGAUGAUUCACCUAUCCUGCAGCCUAUUGACAAGAGUGAGAAUGUUUCGGCAUUUUUUCUAUUGCAGAUGAUGCAUCGUACCUGUGUUUCUUUGAAAGAUUAUUUGCCUCCUGAGAAGCAGUUCAAGCUUGCCAACUUGGUGGUCCCUUGAAUUCUGGGACAUACGUUGAAAUGCUUGCAACAAGGCUUGAACGCAUGAUGUUUGUAUCUGGGACAUGCGUUGAAAUGCUCGUGACAAGGCUUGAACGCAUGAUGUUUGUAUUAGUUGCAGCUUGUAACAUUUUGUUUUUUGUAUAGUAGUUUCAGAGGAAUUUCAUUUUCUAUGUGAUGUAACUUUGUUAGUAACUGAAAUUGUUUCUAAUAGGAAAAUUAAUCCAAUAUCUCAUCUGGAUGUAGAUUAACUGUUUAAUAAAAUUUGAAAUUUAGGAUAGGAUAACAUUCUAUGA